AUGGGUAGGUUAUGGCAUAGCUCAACAGUUAUAAAGAUGAGGUCAGUCGAGAUAUUUCUCCUUCUCAGCUGCUGCUGCUCGUGGUUCUUUUUCGGCGUAAACAGUUCAAUAGAUAAAGAUGCCUGGUUACGUCCUGGCUGCCAUAAAGUGGGGAAUACGCGAAAGAUAUCCAUUCCCGAUUGCGUGGAGUUUACCAUCACGACGAAUGCGUGCCGUGGAUUCUGCGAAUCAUACUCCGUGCCCUCUGUCCGGGCGGGAGCCACGCUUACAGGUCUAUUUAAACAACCUAAGCCAGUGGUUAGUGUUGGGCAAUGUUGCAACAUUAUGAAGUCAGAAGAGAUACAACGUCGAGUUUUGUGCAUAGAUGGCAUUCGCACCGUUACAUUCAAAAGCGCUGUAUCAUGCAGCUGCUAUCACUGCAAAAAAGACUAGAUAAGAGAGAAAGGCAAACAAUUAACUUAAA
Messenger RNA from Drosophila serrata, 463 nucleotides. It is a transcript of the gene Gpa2, whose product is annotated as Glycoprotein hormone alpha 2. Gene Ontology annotation, molecular function: hormone receptor binding. Gene Ontology annotation, biological process: cell surface receptor signaling pathway. NCBI's taxonomy places the organism in Eukaryota, Metazoa, Arthropoda, Insecta, Diptera, Drosophilidae. The record is from RefSeq and is a predicted model, not a curated record.